CCGUAUUGCGCCAUUGUACCCUUGUUAAGCUACUGCAAUUCCCCGCUGCAAGACAUACAGAUGGGGAAGGCAGAAUCCCAGGUAUGACAGCAAGACAGUCGGAAUAUCUGACUUGAUGAAGCUCUAUGACAUUCGCCGUAUGAGUCAACUUUUCAGUACCUCAAAUUUGCCAACUCUACUCAAUUUAACUCAACAAACAAGUCCCUCCCAAUUGUUGGCGGCACUGAUCCGUAGAACAAUCAACAAUCCUGUCAGUCAUCCCCGCUCCGAAUCAAUCUCCGAAAUAUUCUCCGGCUACACAACCCCAAUUCGGCGACGAGCCGUUUCCACCAUUUUAUACUGACCAGGUUGUAAAGAAACAUUCACUUCGCGCAAAUUUCCCAUCACCAAGGUCUCAUAAAUCGUUAAAAUGGCUUGGGCUGAACCUAGAAACACUGGCAUGAUCUACCGUCGUCUCGGUAGAUCCGGUUUACAUGUCUCUGCGAUUGGUCUUGGUAGCUGGAUGACCUAUGGAGGUUACGCUCAAGAUGAGGAGGCAUUUGCUUGCAUGAAGAAGGCUUACGACCUUGGAAUCAACUUCUUUGACACAGCCGAGAACUAUACCGCUGGCCAAGCUGAGAUUGUCAUGGGAAAGGCUAUUAAGCACUUUGGGUGGAAGCGCAGCGAUUUGGUCAUUAGCACAAAGAUCAACUGGGGCGCCGUUAAUGGAGAGAUUCUCGUCAACAACCAUGGGCUUUCGAGAAAGCACAUUAUCGAGGGUCUAGACGCCUCAUUGGAGCGUCUCCAGCUCGACUAUGUCGACAUUGUCUACGCUCACCGGCCAGAUAGACUGACUCCUAUGGAAGAGACUGUCCGAGCCUUCAACUACCUGAUUGACAACGGAAAGGCUUUCUACUGGGGUACAUCAGAGUGGUCCGCUGAUGAGAUUGCCGAAGCUGUCGGAAUUGCUCGUGAUCUAAGAAUGAUUGGACCUAUCGCCGAGCAACCCUUUUACAACAUCCUCGUCAGAGACAGAGUUGAAGGCCAAUUCCAACGCCUAUAUGAGCGCACUGGCCUAGGCAUCACCUCAUUCUCCCCCCUGAAAAUGGGCGUUCUCAGUGGAAAGUACAACGACAUAGUUGACGGCAAGCCACCCAAAGACUCCCGUUUUGAAGCUAGCAAGGACAACUUCGCAGACUUCAUGCGCGGCCGCAUUGGCACUGAUGACUGGAAGGAGGAGAUCGACAAGGUUCGGCAGUUGAAGCCCAUUGCUGAUAAGCUGGGCAUCAGCCAGGCUCAACUUGGUAUUGCAUGGUGUCUUAAGAAUCAUAAUGUUACCAGUGUUAUCACCGGUGCCAGCCGGCCUGAGCAGUUGGAUGAUACUGUUGCUUCGCUGAAGAUUCUUGAUAAGCUGACACCAGAGAUUAUGGAAGAGAUUGACACUAUUACGAAGAACAAGGUUGAGCUGGACCCUGCUAGACAGAGCUAGAGACUUUUAAUCAAAAUUCAAGAGAAAUUUAUCACAUGAA
This is a messenger RNA of Fusarium oxysporum Fo47, 1508 nucleotides long. RefSeq names its product NADP-dependent oxidoreductase domain-containing protein. The transcript is spliced from 4 exons. The record is from RefSeq and is a predicted model, not a curated record. Lineage: Eukaryota; Fungi; Ascomycota; Sordariomycetes; Hypocreales; Nectriaceae. Bases 410 to 1468 code for a protein of 352 amino acids.